Messenger RNA from Notothenia coriiceps (black rockcod), 957 nucleotides. RefSeq names its product GRAM domain-containing protein 4-like. The transcript is spliced from 8 exons. The record is from RefSeq and is a predicted model, not a curated record. Lineage: Eukaryota; Metazoa; Chordata; Actinopteri; Perciformes; Nototheniidae. The annotation marks the transcript as partial. Gene Ontology annotation, biological process: negative regulation of toll-like receptor 9 signaling pathway; apoptotic process.
GUGUGUGUGUGUGUGUGUGUGUGUGUGUGUGUGUGUGUGUGUGUGUGUGUUGCAGGUCUACAUGUAUGCAGCGUGGCACGGCUGGGCCAUCCCGAUGUUCCUGUUCCUCGCCAUCGUCCGCCUCUCUUUAAAUUAUCUCAUCGCCAGAGGCUGGAGGAUCCAGUGGAGCAUCGUACCUGAAGUCUCCGAGCCCGUGGAGCCUCCCAAAGAAGACCUGACGGUGUCGGAGAAGUUCACGCUGGUUCUUGACGUCGCUCAGAAAGCUCAGAACCUGUUUGGCAGGAUGGCGAACAGACUGGAGAAAAUCAAGAACGUCUCAGACUUGUCUCUCUGCUCAGGUGUGUACGCAGGUAUAAAGUUCUUCGUCAUCGACUUCCUCUUCAAGAGCUGUCCGAAGCUGAGGCAGCGCUUCGACACGCCGUUCAUCAUCUGGACCCACCUGCCCACCGACCUGCAGCUGAAGGAGCGCGGCGGCUCCACGCUCACCAGGAGGGUCACGUUAUCCAGCGGGCGGGGCAGCGUCGGCCCGGCGGCUCCUCUCAGUGCGAGCCGGGAUGAAGACGGAGGGCGAUACAGCAGCACCAAGAGAGGAGCUUUCCACGAAGUGUUCAACCUGCAGGAGAGCGAGCGGCCCCUGACAGUGUGUGAGAGCGGCUGGCGCUGCUGCCUCAUCAACAGAGACAGGAAGUCGCCCACUGACUACAUCCGCAACGGAUACCUCUACGUCACCGAGAAUCAUCUGUGUUUUGAGAGCUCCAGCUCCAGAUCUGGAUCCUCCAAGAGGAACAAAGUCAUCAAACUGGCCGACAUCACCGACAUCCAGAAGGUUUGUUCUGACAAAAUGUUGCGUAGGGCCCCAAUUUGACCAGGGGCAGCACUGCCUUCGGCAUGGGAGCCUGCCUGCAGGCGCCAGUCUCAGGACACCUCCACUCUGAGCACACCUCCACUCUGAGGACA